Molecule: messenger RNA, 5037 nt
Organism: Schistosoma haematobium
Lineage: Eukaryota; Metazoa; Platyhelminthes; Trematoda; Strigeidida; Schistosomatidae
Gene: DCP2
Product: mRNA-decapping enzyme subunit 2
Exons: 9
Coding region: 2882-4069 (395 amino acids)
Biological process (GO): deadenylation-dependent decapping of nuclear-transcribed mRNA
Cellular component (GO): cytoplasm
Molecular function (GO): RNA binding; hydrolase activity; manganese ion binding
Source: RefSeq, a predicted model, not a curated record
CUUAUAGGCACAGUCUGUUACUUGCUAUUUGAAUAACUUAUUGAAUAUGAUACUGAGAACAAAGUUUAAUUGUUUGUCUCAAAACGGAUUUGUUGUUUUUCAGAAUAGUAUGAAGCUUAUGGAAUUUAGGAUUACGGAUGAUCGUGUGGAAAACCGGUUUACAAGUUUACGAUAACUGUUUUAUAUUGCCUACUGCUAUGCUCAUUCAUCUAAUGAAUUAUUUAAAUAUAAAUAUAACAACCAUACGCAGUGUUUUAUAUUAUAAAUCCUGUAAGUUUGUAUAAUUAUGGUCUAAAUAAAGCCAAAACAAAUAUUGACGCACAAUCAUGUGACUGCAUUACAUUUCGUGGUUUCUUAUAAGUUGCAUACAACUGAAUAUGCAUUAUAAUUUAAGAUUGAGGGAAGAAAUAGUAUGAAAUAUAAUAGAAAGCAAAGAAUUGGAAUGACCUAGGUUAUCAAUAAUAACUAUACAUAUGUAUAUGCUUGAACAGGUCAAAGGUCAUUUGGUGUUAGACUUAAGGGAACAUAAAGGAUGGGUGGUGUAAUAGUCGAGUGAAGCUCAGAAGCAUAUAAGAUAAAUUGUGUGAUAAUUCUAGAUGUAAUGAAUAAAUCAUUGAAUUAAGAACUAAUAAGAUAAGUGAAGACAAUCUGAAGAGUUAACAUAAUUUAGCAAAGAAGUGUGAGUGGAAGGGUGGUCUAAGGAUUACGUAAUCCAUCUCAUCAAGGAACUAGCUGCAUGAAAUUGUCUAGUUCCAUACUAAUACUAACUUGAUAAUGGACGUAAUCUGACAACGGAAAAUAUGUAAGGCGGUUGUUUAAUCUGUAAGGUUUUACGUGGAAGUCGCAUUAUUGUUUUAUUUGACUCAUUGAUUCCUGACAAUGAACAACGAUAUAACGCUAAGUUCUAACGACAGUUCGUAACUAAUACAGUAGUACAAAUUCUUAAUUUUCACACACAAUUAUUCGUUAAAGCGAUUGGUAAACCUCCCCAUGAAAGUAUGAAGAAGACUAAAAUAAAAAAUGAGAAAAAGUUUAUUGAUUUUUCAUGACUACUAAAGUGGAAAGAUAAGUUUACAAGUUGUAUAAAUAGUGGUAUAAAAUAAAGCCACAAAGAACUGUUAAUCGUAAACCUGCUGUCUAGCUGUUUAUAAUUCUUAAGUAAAAAUUGUAGACCCUUCUCUCCACCUGAUUCGCGAAGCGUUCACCAUAUUUCUCAACAAUUCGUUGUUUGCACAUUCUUUGGAGCCGUUGAAGUUGUAUAUAUUCUUUACUUCGUCUCCGUAAUGAAAUUACUGUGUUGUUUUGUAAAUUGUGCGUAUUGUCUAAUUUCCAUCUACAGCAACACCUAAGAAGUUGAUGAGCUAUGCAGUUUAUAUUUUAUAAUUUAAAUAGCUUACCUGUUAGACUUCGUCUUUUAAUAUAUGCCAGCAGGAGAUGGCGGCACGGAUAUCGACACAUAUUAAACGUGCUACAAUUGCAUUCACAAAUACUUACAUCUACUUCGUAAUGUUGUCCGCGGUCAAGCAUAAACAACCACUCGCCGCUUUCAUAUUCUAAGUUAACGAAACGCAUUCUUUUUAGUUCGUAUAACACUUUGGAUCUUGCGAAUGGGGUCAACAUGUUCAGCAAGGGUAUAAGACGCUGUGGAGCAUCAUAAUUGUAUGCAUGCUCUCUAACUUGACCGUUUUGUCGCAUCAUCUGCAAUACCUGCUUCCGAGUCCAACCUGAAAUAUAUUUAUAUACACUUACCAGUGGAGAGUUCAGCUUUCAUAUUUUUGACAUCAGCAGCGGUCACCUGCUUACCUGUUCUUCCCUUAAUACUUUCGAUAACUUCGUCCGUCGACUGACAGUGCAAUAUAACUGGUUUCAAGUUUUCUUUUUCUUCUGAUGACAAUCGUCUACUCAACGGAUCACAAACCAUCCACGAACUUGUACACGGAUGGUUGUGAGUCAUGUUGUAAGAUUUUAUAACGUAUUGUUGACCCUCCAAUCUUACGCGAAACAUCGAUUGGCAAUUUAAAAAUUUAGACCUUAAAGGUAACACAUUAGUUAGAGUCCUCACGGUUUUUUAAUCACAUUCAGACCUUCUGAUUUACGUUUACGACCAAACGUGCAACGAAACACUACGAACAAGUAUUUAUAUCUCACAUCCUUCAACAAUCUACUUUCUGCGUGAACAUAGUGUGUAUGGGUCAUCUGAGAAAACAUAGAUUUAUCCCAUCAUACUUUAUGGAAAUCCUUUAGCGCAUUAUCUAAUUCAAUCCAGCUUCCGAAUCUCUUAUUCAGCAUAAUACGUUGGAACGCGUCGCUUACGUUCACUGAAAUUUCACUUGAGCAUGAAGCACUAGAUACAACAUACAAUAGCUAUUAAAAAAAAGGUUAUUCCUUGAAAAAAAUUAACUGAAGGAAGAACAACAAAUAUUUAGGACUUACCCUUCAGUUGACAUUUCGUCUUAACUCACGAAAACUAUGCGCAUCUAUAACCUUUUACGUUAUUUUAUCUUUCUUACGUUGUUUUCCGGACCUUAUCAACAAAUUAUAUAUAGCUGUUGACUUUCACUACAGCACUUAGGACCACAGAUCAAGUUUCGAAGGAACAACAGAGCUAAAGUGUGCACUACAAAACAGAAAAUACUCAGUUAAUGCUCUUAGCAGUUAUUUAGUGUUUAUUAUGCAUCAAAAGAUGACUUAUAUAUGGAAACAUUUAAUACUCAUAGGACCCAACACACACACGACAAUUGAAAUACGGAAUGCCCGCUUCCAGUCAGCGCGUUCAAGGUCGUUGAAACGAAACGGCGGACAGAUUUGAAAGGGAUUACCGUUUAUACCUUGCCGUCCUGGUAUUUCGUGCAUUACUUCUCAGCAUACAUGAUAUAAACCAAUGAUGGCCCAGGAACCUUUACAUAUUGUGCCAGAUAACAUCUUAUUACAUUUGUACACGCGAUUUCUUCUUAAUAUUCCCGAUGAGUUGAAAGAAGAUUGUGCAAAGAAUUUCGUAAGAAUCUUUUUUGAAGUUGAGCGGGCUCAUUGGUUUUAUGUCGAUUAUUGUAUUGAAGAUCCUUCAGUUGGUGGUGUUGAUAUGUUCGGGCUAACUCAACAAUUAUUUGAGAAGUUUCCUUCUAUUGUCCCCAGGGGUAUAAACUGGCAAGAAAAGUUUGUCGAAUGGAAGAAAUACCGUGGAUCCACAGCUACUGGGAGCAUGAUAAUUAUUGACGAACAUUACAAGAUGAUCUUGUUAGUCCAAGGAUUUUAUGGCAAUCGUUGGAGCCUACCUGGUGGCAAAAUUAAUCAAGAUGAAUCUCUUGUUGAUUGUGCUUCUCGUGAAGUAAUGGAAGAAACGGGUCUGGACUUAGCAAAUCGUAUCUUACCGUCCCUCUAUAUUGAUCGUUAUAUUGGUGGUACUUUAAGACGAGCAUUCAUUGUUGAAGGACUUCCCAGGACUUCUCGGUUGAAGCCUGGUACAAAAAACGAGAUUGAGGCUAUAACUUGGUUUGGGAUUGCUGAUUUGCCAACACAUAUACAAGAUAUUACUACUAUGGAAAAAUUGAAUUCAAGACCGAACAACUUCUACCUGGUGAUCCCAUUUAUUCGGCAACUGAAACUGUACGUAGAACAACGACUGUCAGGCAAAGUACCUGGUUUAGCGUUAUCUGAAUCAGAACGCCUUUGUGGUAAUUCUAUGAAUUAUUCUGUUAAUCUUCAACACAAUGCAAUAAACAGUCUGUCAAAUAUGAAAGUGAAUGCAACCAGUACCCCGUCCAAGAAGCAAAAAAAGAAUAAGAAAUCAAACACGUCAAAAAGUCCCAAUCAAUCUUUAUCUGAGGAUGGAAAAACCGGUGAAAAAUCGAGAAAUCGAACGAGUUCUAAUGUCGCUUGUAACUCCGAAUUUAAGAAGUGUGGGAAACACAAUGCCAAUUUUUCUUUCGUGUCAAUAAUGGACGGGAUGAUUGAGAGCAACUCUAAUAAUAAUAAUAAUGUUGAUACUGGUUUACAAAUGGUGUCGUAUUGGCAAUCUUUUCAGAUUGAUAGAAAUAAGUUAUUAGAAUGUUUAUGUAAUAGUGCAAAGUGAAAAGAUAUUUUGACAAUUCUUUUGAUAUAGAUAAAUGAACACAAAACUACUCAUUUUAUUUUGAGCGCUAAAGUAUUAUUUAUUCCUUUUAAAAGUAACCAGUCAAUAAUAUAUGCUUUUAUAUAUACGUUUGUACCUGAUGUUUAUAUUCCUGAUUUAAAAAAGUAUAAAUUAUUUUUUAACACAAAUUUGUUGUUUUUAUAGUUUUGGGGAAAUAGUUUAUUUCGCAGUUAGAUCUAGUAGCAUUAAAUGUUGUUUGUAUAGUCUUGUUCAUUAAACCAGAUGGUUUAUAUUUUCUAGCUGAUAAAUAGUGACAAAAAAUGUCGACAGUGCACUUCGUUGAAAAGUGUGCGAAUAGUCCAGUUUAAAUUGGUGGUUUUAGUUUCGGAUACAAUUACAGCAUGGCUAGUCUGUAUUACUCUUCAUGGUGCAUAGCUAGAUAGGGUAAGAUUCAUAUAUGAGAAUCCUCAAAUCCAAGCUCUCGUGCUUACUAAGUGUGUAUCUUGUUUUCCUUUACGUCACCGCAAUUUUCGCAGAAACAAAAGGUUAGAAAUUCGACUUAGCUGAAAUUACCAUUUGUGUUAAGUGUGAGCACUAAUAGAAUAUGAAGCGUAGUCAGAGUUCACGCUUGGCAUUAGUGGGAUUUUGGGAACCCUGUAAUCAAGUGUUUAGUGUUUAUGCUUAUUCACGUCUACAAAUUGUUUCAUAGCUGAAAUCAAGUGAUUUACUCUAUGGUAGAAGUUGAAUUCUGGAGACCAUUUGUAAUGAUGUAAUAUUGUUCACAUAUUUCACUUGUUCUGAAUUAAAUGUCUCCAGACUUCACAUCAUCUGCACUAUCUGUUUUUGCUGAUGAAUGCACUGAGUUCGCUGUUACUGUUUUCAGUGAUUCACUUUCAGUUGUAUGGGGCCAUUUCAAUUCUUUUGACUGUAUGUUCUUUACAUCACUAGGUCACAAAAAUGUAGUAGAU